Molecule: messenger RNA, 1461 nt
Organism: Bipolaris zeicola 26-R-13
Lineage: Eukaryota; Fungi; Ascomycota; Dothideomycetes; Pleosporales; Pleosporaceae
Exons: 3
Coding region: 1-1461 (486 amino acids)
Biological process (GO): L-glutamate transmembrane transport
Cellular component (GO): plasma membrane
Molecular function (GO): neutral L-amino acid transmembrane transporter activity; L-glutamate transmembrane transporter activity; glutamate:sodium symporter activity
Source: RefSeq, a predicted model, not a curated record
AUGGGCGAGCUCGAAUCUAAAACAGACGAGAUGGAGCGUGCUGCGAGCAGCAACAGCUCACCUUCUGACAAUACCAUGCCAACAACAGUUGUCGCGGUCGAAGAGAAGAAGACGUUUUGGCAGAGAGUGAAGACUCCAGGCUCGGUAUGGCAGAUCAUCUUUGCCGCUAUUCUGGCCAUUGCCAUUGGUAUCGCUGUCACUACCACUGUCGAGGAAGUACCCGAAGCAGCAAUUGUUCUUCUCGCAGUCCCCGGAAACCUUUGGCUGCGUGCCUUGCGAGCAGUUGUACUUCCCAUGAUUGUCACUGCUAUGAUCAUGGCCAUCCAGCGCUUGCGAAACAUGACCCAAGGAGGUGGUGCGGCCGGCAAACUCGCUCGCUGGACUGUUGGAUAUUACGUCCUUACCACUAUUCUAGCCGUUGCACAUUCUGCUCUGCUAGUUGGUCUAGUCUGGAGCAAGCUGUUUAAUGUUGUAUCUGGCAGCGCGUUGGAAGUGUCUGAAGAGGACCAGGAGCUCGUCGACGAGAGGAAGGAAACCGCGAUCCAUGAUGUUGUCGUUGACAUGUUCUACUCCCUCGUCCCCAACAACAUUGUCAACGCCUUGGCUACCGACGCCCUUCUUUCAGUGCUGAUCACAGCUAUCGUCCUCGGAUAUGUCAUCAAGCCAGGAGGUGCCAUCUACCGAGCGGUCGAGGAAGUCGAAGUCAUAAUCCUCAGAGUGAUCACCGUCCUGAUCCACUUGGCGCCGAUCGGUGUCUUCUUCCUCAUCAUGCCCAACCUUUUCCGUCUCGAUAUUGCUGAGAUUGGUACGAAUCUGGGUAUACUCAUUGGAGGAACGCUAUGCGGCAUGUUCAUCCACAUGUUCAUCAUCAUUCCUAUCAUCUUUUUCAUCUUUACCAGGAGCAACCCAUACACUUUCUGGUUCAAGAUGAGCCCUGCCUGGAUCACCGCCUGGGGUACUGCAUCAAGUGCUGCUACUUUGCCCGUCACUAUUCGUUGUGUACUAAAGCAGGGUGUUCCCGUCACAGUUACCAAAUUUGCCGUUCCACUUGGUUGUCUGAUCAACAUGGAUGGUACUGCAAUUUACUUCCCAAUCGUAGUAGUUUUUCUGGCUGCAACUCAAGGCAUUACCUUGAAUGCUACGGAUUACAUCAUCAUUAUUCUACUUUCGACCCUCGCCUCUAUCGGAACGACGCCGAUUCCAAGUGCCAGUCUGGUUCUUGUAGUCAUGAUUGCCACUAGUGUUGGUGUGCCAAUCACUGGAAUGUAUGCAGUCGUCAUUGCAAUUGAUUGGUUCUUAGAUCGCUUUAGGACUGCUGUCAAUGUCAGCUGUGACACUUGGGCAGCCAGAAUUGUCACGCAAGUUACAGGGAUCAAGGACGAGGAGGGUGUAACGUACGAUGAGACCGAGAACAUUGAUCCCAACGCGUUGGGACGCCGGGAAGAUGACUCCAGAGUGUAA